Lytechinus variegatus (green sea urchin) is the source of this 3607-nucleotide messenger RNA. Its product is annotated as ras-related GTP-binding protein A. Lineage: Eukaryota; Metazoa; Echinodermata; Echinoidea; Temnopleuroida; Toxopneustidae. The transcript is spliced from 8 exons. Gene Ontology annotation, cellular component: Gtr1-Gtr2 GTPase complex; nucleus; lysosome. Gene Ontology annotation, biological process: regulation of autophagy; positive regulation of TOR signaling; cellular response to starvation. Gene Ontology annotation, molecular function: GTP binding; GTPase activity. The record is from RefSeq and is a predicted model, not a curated record. The coding region runs from base 230 to 1147 and encodes 305 amino acids.
UAAGUCUUUUUGAUGUUUUAAGCUAAAAUAGAAUCAUCCAAAAGUCACAUGUGGUCGGUCAUCACGGGUUAGACGCGCCCGUACGCGUACGUAAAGAAAUGCACACAGAGUAUAUGAGCGGCGCGCGUGCGUGAGAUGUACAGAAUCUGUUGGCUGAAUCAUAUCAAGAAAUUCCGUGACAAGCCUUGAUUUGUACAUCAAUUGGGAAGUUCAAGAAAAUAGAUCGAAAAUGAAAAAGAAGGUUUUGUUGAUGGGUAAGAGUGGGUCUGGGAAGACCAGUAUGCGCUCCAUCAUCUUUGCCAACUACAUCGCAAGAGAUACAAGAAGACUUGGAGCCACAAUCGAUGUUGAGCACUCGCAUGUCAGGUUUCUUGGUAACCUGGUCCUCAACCUGUGGGACUGUGGAGGUCAAGAAGCAUUCAUGGAGAACUACUUCACCAGCCAGAAGGACAACAUCUUCCGCAACGUGGAAGUGCUGAUCUAUGUCUUUGACGUGGAGAGCAGGGAACUCGAUAAGGAUAUGCAUUACUACCAAUCUUGCCUAGAAGCCAUCUUGCAGAGGUCACCUAAUGCCAAGAUCUUCUGUCUCAUCCACAAGAUGGACUUGGUCCAAGAGGAUCAGAGAGAAUUGAUCUUCAAAGAAAGGGAAGAAGAUCUGAAGAGGUUGUCCAAGCCCCUAGACUGCACCUGCUUUAGAACGUCUAUCUGGGACGAGACCCUUUACCAGGCCUGGUCCUCCAUCGUCUACCUCCUCAUUCCCAACGUAGAACAACUCAAGACCAACCUCAUUAACUUUGCCGACAUCAUUGAUGCUGACGAGGUGCUCCUCUUCGAAAGGGCAACCUUCCUAGUAAUAUCACAUUGUCAGAGGAGAGAGCAUAGGGAUGUACAUAGAUUUGAGAAGAUUAGUAAUAUCAUCAAACAGUUCAAGCUUAGCUGCAGUAAAUUGGCUGCAUCAUUCCAAAGUAUGGAGGUUAGGAAUUCCAGCUUUGCUGCCUUCAUAGAUGUCUUUACGCAGAAUACCUACGUCAUGGUCAUCAUGUCUGACCUGUCAAUACCCCCAGCCACAACCCUCAUCAACAUCAAGAAUGCCAGGAAGCAUUUUGAGAAGCUAGAACGAGUCAACGAACAUCCAAUGGUCCGCUGAGAGAACUAUUUAUAGAUUUUGAGGAAGAAAACUACCAAUCACAUCAAGGAAAUUUAUCUUCUGUAUGAAUUCAAUUUGAUGUCACAUGAUAUGUCCAUGGUGUGAUGAAAGAACUAUGUUGUAGUUUGGCUGUUGAAACCCUCAUUUAUCAAACUUGAACAAUUUCUAAAACAGCUCAGACUAAGCUCUAUUUUAUAGUUAUGACAUAACCAACAUCCUUUUCCUGCCUAAAAAGAAUUCUCUAUAUGAAUUAGGAAACUUUUUACAGACAAUAUGAAGUCGCUAACAUUGCCAUAACUAUAAAUUACAGCUUUUUCUAAGCCAUCCUCAAAAUUUUGAAACGAGAGUUUUUAACCACCAAUCGACAAAAUGCAAAUCAGGUAUUACCUAACAAGUAAAUAUAUCCUCUACAAGAUUUCAGUAUGGUGCACAAAGUGUCCUGGAUUUUAUUAGAGAAGUAUAUAUUUAUACAAACCUUAAGAAUACAUCAUAUUGGGUAAAUGUAUUUCCUUAAUAAGGUGGAUUUGCUAUUAAAAAUUUAUUUUGAAAUUAUACUUUAAUCUGCUUCACUAUUUUGUUUUGAAGGUGCAUGGAAUAUACAUGAUUUGAAAGAGAAUUAUAUACAGACCUUUAAAGUCACCUAUCAUAUCAAUGUAUCUUCUUAUUAAUAUAUGUCAGAAGGUGCACAAAUUAUAAAUGAAUUGAAAGAGAAUCACAUAUGGACCUUGACCUUGACUAUGCCUUCGGGGCAGCCUCCCAGAAUUGCAGAAUUCCCUCUUGGUAAUGACAAUUUUGAGUAGUGUGAUAAAUUGAACCGAUCAACUGAAAAAUUGAAUAUCGACUGUAAUGGUUCCUUUCUGUUUGACAUUGUUUUAGACCAAAGUUUGAAUCGAAUCAGAGCCCAAAAUAAGGAAUUAUUAUUACUAUCUUUGUAAUAUUUUCCGAAAUGCACCAUUUUGAUAGUUUCAGUCAAAUCUCAUUUACCUUUCAGUUUGAACGUGUAUUGGUAGUGCAAUUUAUUUUUCUUUUCUUUUUUUCUUUUUCAUUCUUUGAAUAUAUAACUAUAUUAUGUGCAACAUUUAGUGUCAAAUAGUGGAUUUAAGGCCCUGUUCUCAAUCAUUCUUAUGAACUGGUUCCCACUAAACCAAUCUAGUGAGAAUCGGUCCAGCAGAACUUAGUGCUCCAAACAAUUCAAAAAGCGAUCUUAGAUCACCUCUUGAAGUGAUUAACAAAAAAUGCUUUACUUGGUUAGACCACAAAGGCUGAUACCAAACACGGGCUGCAGGGGGGGGGGGGGCUGCACACUUUUUUUUCCAAAACCGUGUACAAAACUUAAAAUGACCAUGUGAUUACAAUUUUUUGCAAGGUCAACCCCCCCAACUUUCAAAACCGUUCCAUGGCCCCUGAAACAGGCAUUAGACUUGCGCCCGAUAUCAUUGUUAUUGUUGCAGGGCUCGAAUUAAGAAUUUAAAGGGGCAAGGCCAUUUUUUAAAAGGGCACUUAAGGGAAAGGGCAGGCAGUUUUCACUAUAUGGGACAUCCAAGGCCACCAAAAAAAGGGCAUCAAUAAUAAAUGCACUUUUCAAUGGGGGCCACAGCAAAAAAGGGCAGUUAUUUUGGCCUUAAGUCUACAAAUAUUUGAAAGGGCAUCAAGGCCAUUUCUGAGGGCAUCUAAGGCCAUGGACUUGGAUGGCCUUGGAUUAAUUCGAGCCCUGUUGUUGUUAUCAAUGGCAGAGUUGUAAUUGAUCAGAUCAAUCUCAAGUUUGGGAUUCCAUCAAUGUCGUAAUUAUUCCUACCGGAAAUGGAAACAGAUGAGCAUAGUGUGAUGUCAAGACAUGAUGCAUGCUUGAGUAUUAAUCAUAGGCCCGUAUUCUGAAGUCGGGUUUAAAUUAGACCAUGGUAUAACUCUGCUAAAAUUAUGAACAGCCAAAAAUGUCAAAAUUUUCCUUACAUUGUAUAUUUCUAAUGUUUUUCUGUGCUCUUUCCUAACUUGUGAAUGGUAAAGAAAGCAAUGGUAGUUAUCCUUCUGAAACAUUUAAGAAUUAUUUGAGAGAAAAAUGUGCUGAUACAUUGAAAUUAAACUGUUAGACGUUUUUGCCACUAUUGGCUAUCCAUAGUUAAACCACAUCUUUAAACCAGAGUCUAAAUUAGACCCGACUUCAGAAUAUGGGCCAUAGUUUGUUAAUACUUUGAACAGUCACAUGCAUUCUAGGUUUGGUGUUGGUGGCUGACCACAGAUGUGAUUGAUCUUAUCAAUUGUAUUACUUUAUAACACUAGGUCCUGACAAGAUAAAAGUAUGUGUCAGUGAUAAUUUACCAUUUCAUCUUCCAAACUAAUGUACACUGUAGAAGUAUUUCUUGGUUACAACAUGCAUUUUGUGUCAUUGAACAUUUUAUUUCUAAUGAGUGCAGACUUGGCAACAUGUUCAGAUGUUUGGCAUGGUUUACCAUAACGAAUAGA